AGUGUAAGUAGCGCAGCUUCGGCUCCGACAUCAUGGAGAAUUUUUUCGCUGCCGAAGAACAGACCCCCAUUCCGUGUCGCCUGUGCCCCACGGCUAGCGGGUUCAUUUUUUUCUACGUGACCGCGGCCACUAUCGCGGCCGAGACCUUUCUGUGGCAUCUGCGCAGAAGCCGAAAGAACCACGCCUCGCUGCAAAGCAAGCGGGAACACCACCAGAAGAACCUUCUUUUAUUCGCGGGAAGGACGAAUGACCAAGUCAAGCAGGACAAGAUCGCUGGUGGGGAAAAUGAUUCGAGUGGAAAAAGGAAAAGCCUCGACGGUGGUCCUGAACCGCCAGAACAAAGAACAUCUCUCUCGGUUUCUGCCGUUGGCGUGGGUCGUGGACGUGAAGAAUUAUCAGGACGACGAGAAUAUCAAAUGCAAAUAUGUCUGGGUCUGGAAAGACGCAAGGUUUGUCAUGCUUGUCUGGCAUGACUGAAGUGUUUGUGAUGCGUGCCCAAGAAGAGACCCUUGUGCUUGUCAUGCAAAACGCAGUUCGUCAUGCUGAAAGCGCAGCACUAGGCCGCGCAAAUAUUUCUCAUGCUUGGCCGUGCAUUACAGAGAGUUCACUACUUCUCACAAUUCAGCACUACAAGUUUUCAGACCCAGACAUAUUUGCAUUUGAUACAGAAGACGAAAGAAUCAACUGUCAACCACAACAGGCAGUAGGAACAGGAGCUGGCGCUUCGUUGUUGAAAACUAAUCGUUAUGAACUGCAAAAGUAUCGUACUCGUAUAAAUGCAUGACAAAUAAUUUUCUCAGCAUGAGAAAUGAAAUUUGUAAUGCGGAUUUACGUUAAGAAAAAAAUUUGUAAUGCAUGACUGCGAUUACUACGAGUGCGAUACCUUUGCAGUUGAUAAGCGUGCGUCGGCGGCAGUCUC
This is a messenger RNA of Amoebophrya sp. A120, 919 nucleotides long. Lineage: Eukaryota; Dinophyceae; Syndiniales; Amoebophryaceae. The record is from the annotation of a GenBank genome assembly.